UAAUAACAUUAGUACAAAUCUAUUAAUUUUUCUAAUUAAUUUUUGUAUAUCUAGUCUUAAAUAUUAUUAAAAUAAUUUUAUAAUUAAACAAAAAAGCUAAAAUAUAUGUCCGAAAGUGGAGAACGCAUAGCAUUCUCUAGACACAUAAUAUAAAUUAUAAAAUAUAUAAAAAUAUAUAUCAAUAUUCGUUGACGCUUAAUCAUUUGUCUAGUCGUUAGACCUCUUAUCAAUUUUGAGCAUUAGUUUUUACUUCGGAUUGCACCAAAAAAGUAAAGCUAAUACAUAUGUACAACUAGAUUGUUAAUUUUUAGAAUGUAAUAUUUGAGAAUCCUCUAUUCCAUUCAUUUCACAAUUUUUUAACAAUUUAUUAAGAAUGAAAUAGAAUGCUCAUUUCAUUAGUUCCACAAAAAAUAAAUAUAAUUCAAAAAAUCAUUCCGCUAAAUUUUGUUCAUAAAUAAAUAGAAUAAAUUUCAUUCCAUUUUCCUCAUGUUUCAUUCUUUUUUAUUUCAUCAAUUCCAUUUUAUUUUUACUAGUUACAAUCUAUUUUUCUCUCUUUCAUCCCAAUAAGAUCUCUCUCUCUCUCUCCCUCUCCACAUCCCAUCACAAUUUCCAUUGUCUUCUUGUAUAAAGAAUCCCACAAGAGUAAAAACUAUUCUCUUCUCUCUCUUUCUCUCUUCACCAUGACUGAUCCUCAUUCCAAUUUCUUCACAGAUUGGUUCAAGUCUAAUCCUGUUCACCAUUACCCUAAUUUCUCCACUAACCCACCAGCUCUUCCUCCUCCCUCUUCCUUCUUCUUCUUCCCUCACUCCGGUGACCUUUGCCGUCCACCACCACCCCCAACCCCUCCCUCUUCCCCUCCUCUCCGUGAAGCCCUCCCUCUCCUCAGUCUCAGCCCCGCCAACAAACAACAAGACCACCAUGGUCAUCUAAUCCAAGAACCAACUUCAACCUCCAUCGAUGUUGAUGACUACUAUCAUCAUCACCAUCAAGAUGAUCAAAAUAACGAUGACCAUGACAUCACCGUUGCUCUUCACAUAGGCCUUCCAAGCCCUAGUACUCAAGAGAUGGCUUCUUUUCUCACGCUGUCCUCUUCCUCCUCUUCCUCAAGGACUACUCAUCAUCAUGAGAACAUGAACAACCAGAAAGAUCUCGACAACGACUACCAUCACGAAGGCACCGGCGGAGGAGAAGAUGACGAUGAAGAUUCAGUUGGCGGAGACGGCGCAUGUAGAAUCAGCAGACUCAACAAGGGUCAAUAUUGGAUCCCUACACCUUCUCAGAUUCUUAUUGGCCCUACUCAUUUCUCUUGUCCUGUUUGCUUCAAGACCUUCAACAGAUACAACAACAUGCAGAUGCAUAUGUGGGGACAUGGAUCAGAAUACAGAAAAGGACCCGAAUCUUUAAGAGGAACGCAACCAACUGGAAUGCUGAGGCUUCCGUGCUACUGCUGCGCACCGGGCUGUCGUAACAACAUUGACCAUCCAAGGGCAAAGCCUCUAAAAGAUUUCAGAACACUUCAAACACAUUACAAGAGGAAGCAUGGAAUCAAACCCUUCAUGUGUAGGAAAUGUGGAAAGGCUUUCGCAGUCCGAGGGGACUGGAGAACACAUGAGAAGAAUUGUGGUAAGCUUUGGUAUUGCAUAUGUGGAUCUGAUUUCAAGCACAAGCGAUCUCUGAAAGAUCACAUCAAGGCGUUUGGAAAUGGCCAUGGAGCUUACGGAAUUGAUGGAUUUGAUGAUGAAGAUGAGACUGCCUCUGAGGUAGAACAAUUAGACAAUGAUCAUGAGUCAAGGCGGUCCAAAUAGCGUAUAUAAAUUAGUUAAUACUUCGUAAUUCAGUAUAUAUAUUAAUUCUAAGAAUACCUAUAUCUAUGGAACAAGUUUUGAUGGAAGUAGGGCUUUUCUGAGUAAGAGCUAUAUCAUCUAAUUGAUCAUAGAUAAAAAGAAUGAAUCACUGAUCACUUGAAUUUCUUUUUAAAAAAUUGUAUCUCUAGUUUCUACUUAAGUUAUUAAAAGGCAAUGUAUAACUUCUUCUUUUUUUUGAAUGAAUGUAAGAUUGUAUUCAUCAAAAAAAGUUACAUCUAGUACUUAUACU
Molecule: messenger RNA, 2094 nt
Organism: Brassica napus (rape)
Lineage: Eukaryota; Viridiplantae; Streptophyta; Magnoliopsida; Brassicales; Brassicaceae
Product: zinc finger protein WIP2-like
Exons: 2
Coding region: 681-1805 (374 amino acids)
Biological process (GO): regulation of gene expression; anatomical structure development
Cellular component (GO): nucleus
Molecular function (GO): DNA-binding transcription factor activity
Source: RefSeq, a predicted model, not a curated record